This is a messenger RNA of Mizuhopecten yessoensis (Yesso scallop), 3354 nucleotides long. Its product is annotated as probable chitinase 10. Lineage: Eukaryota; Metazoa; Mollusca; Bivalvia; Pectinida; Pectinidae. Gene Ontology annotation, biological process: chitin catabolic process; carbohydrate metabolic process. Bases 113 to 3298 code for a protein of 1061 amino acids. The transcript is spliced from 18 exons. The record is from RefSeq and is a predicted model, not a curated record. Gene Ontology annotation, cellular component: extracellular region. Gene Ontology annotation, molecular function: chitinase activity; chitin binding.
CUCUGUUGCGGGUUGUGCGUCACAAGUGCAUAUGCAUUUACAUAUACCACAACAAGGAGAAACGGAUCUCUCUCUACUCUACAUGUAGAAAUACUUGGAAAAUAAUAAGACGAUGACGUCACUCUGGUCACUGUUAUGCCUUACUUUGAUGUUGUUCGAGAGUGUGUCCAGUGGUUAUCAACGAGUGUGUUACUACGCCAGCUGGUCUAAAUAUCGCGGAGGAGAAGGGCGAUUUACGCCUGAAAAUAUAGACCCCUACCUGUGUACCCAUAUCAUCUACGCCUUUGCUUCUGUGGAUGGCAGCAACAUAGGAUUGCAAGAUCUCACAGAAGAAGAAACCUUAGCAAGAGUGGUUGGUUUGAAAGAAGUAAGCCCUUAUCUAAGGGUACUAAUCGGACUUGGAGGAUGGGUACACGGUUCAGCGCCUUUCACCUCUUUAGUCAGCUCCCGCACCAACAUGGACGCAUUUGCCAGGAAUGUGAUCGCCUUUCUCAGAGCCUGGGACCUGGACGGGUUGGACUUAGACUGGGAGUACCCUGCCUCCCGCGGUAGUCUACCUGGUGACAAAUUGAGGUUCACACAAUUGAUACGCAUCCUACGGAGCGCGUUCGAGGCGGAAGCGACUAAGACUGGCCUACCAAGAUUUCUACUGACGGCUGCAGUACCAAUAGGCAAACCAGUAGUCCAAGCCGGUUACGAAAUUGAAAAGAUAUCAAAUGAUCUGGAUUUUAUCAACCUAAUGACAUAUGACCUGCACGGGUCCUGGGACCACACCCUCGGCCACAACAGUCCGCUCUACCCCCGAAAGUCCGAGUCGUGGGCGAUGGCGGAACUGAACCAGGACUGGGGGGUGACGUACUGGUUGUCCAAUGGUGCCCCUCCAGAGAAGUUAAUGCUUGGCAUCGCUACAUAUGGAAGGACUUUCAAGACAAUCAAUGGAACAGAAAUGGGUGAUAAGGCGAUGGGGCCUGGACGUCCGGGAAAGUUUACCUCCGAGGCGGGGUUCCUUGCCUACUUUGAGAUUUGCCAAAAUCUCCAAAAUGGCUGGACGCAGAAGUGGCACCAACAACACCAGGUACCCUACGCGUACUACGACGACGAGUGGGUGGGAUACGACGACAUACGCAGUGUCACCAUUAAGGCAAACUACAUCAAGUCACGUGGUUUAGGGGGCGUCAUGGUUUGGGCUAUUGACAUGGACGACUUCAGAGAGAAAUGUGGGAACGGUCCAAACCCUAUACUAGGUAAACUGCGAGAUGUUCUUCCAAAUGACAACACGGGUCUGGUACCAUAUGUUCCACGGCAUGUUUCUCUCCACUCUACUGACGAGGUCCAAGCUGACAAUCAAGAGUACAAGCGCGUGUGUUACUAUACCAACUGGUCACAACACCGUUCGAAAACUUUGACCUUCGUCCCAGAGGAUAUUGACCCCGACCUUUGCACACACAUCAUCUUCUCGUUUGCUAAACUCGAGAACAAUGAUAUCCACACAUUCGAACCGAACGAUCAUGAUCUGUAUCGCCGUGUGCAGGCCCUGAAGGCUGUCCAGCCUCACUUAGUUGUCCUGUUAGCUAUCGGAGGUUGGUCCCAUGGAACAAAUGCCUUUUCAGACACGGUGGCGACCCCGCAUAAUAUCCUUACCUUCUCCAGCAAUGCCGUAAAGUACCUCCGGAAGUACAAGUUUGACGGUCUAGACCUUGACUGGGAAUUCCCUGGAAGUCGUGGGAGUCCACCAAUAGACAAAUUUCGAUUUACUUCCCUUGUUAAGGGUUUACGACAGGAGUUUGAUCGAACUGCCGGCACCACUGGUUUGCCACGCCUUCUUCUCACAGCCGCAGUUUCUGGGGGACGUUCCGUCAUCGACAGUGGAUACGAAAUACGGAAACUAGCCAGUUAUCUUGACUUUAUCAACAUAAUGGCGUACGAUCUACACGGGAGUUGGGAAUCGACAACAGGUCACAACAGUCCACUAUAUAGCCAUGACCAAAACAGUCAGGACUUCGCGGUGAGAUACUGGAUGAAUCAGGGAGCUCCCAGGGGUAAACUGGUGUUAGGUCUUGGCCUGUACGGGCGUUCCUUUACCCUCCGUUCCAGUGAUGACCACGCCCUAGGGGCGGAGGCAGUUGGCCCGGGGUUGGCGCAGCCUCAUACCAAAACAGACGGUUUCAUGGCCUAUUUCGAGAUUUGUUCGCUGGUGGUUCGUGGUUGGUUCCGACAGUGGAGUAACGAUAGCAGUGUUCCGUACGCCUACUCAGAUACACAGUGGGUCGGCUACGAUGACGUGGACAGUAUUGCAAUUAAGGCCCAGUACGUUCGAUCUAAAGGUCUGGGUGGGGCUAUGGUCUGGUCGGUAGAUAUGGACGACUACAGGAACGUAUGUGGAGACGGCAGAUAUCCUUUAAUGAAUAAACUAAAGGAAGUCCUCACGGCACCUCUCGCAUCACUUCCAGCGGCACCUGCAGCAAACCAAGUCUCAACAAUAGCCACAGCCAGGGGUCCCUCUCCGACAGCCCUGCUUGCAUUACCCUCAGACAAAACUACAACAUUACCAUCACCAAAGCCUCUCAAUCAAAUGGAACAGAAAUCACUAGAUAUGGCAACCUGUGGUCCACCGUCCGUGUGUCCUUAUGGUUGGUUUAUACCGGACGCCUGCAAUGUCUCUGUGUACUACCAGUGCAGCUUCAGAUUGGCCAUCACCCGUCUAUGUCCACCGAGACUCGAGUGGAAUAUUAGAAGACUUACAUGCGAUUGGCCAAGUGUAGACACCCGAAUCAUGCUUAACGUCAAAACUACUGUCAGUCAGAGCAACUCCACUUUAACGAAUAACAAAAUCGUGUCUACUUUUCGGACAACCGUUUCUUUACCGAAGCUUCUCACAGGUACGACCAAGCACAGUCCGAAAUUAGAGAAAAAUGACGAAAUAUUGCCUACUUUUCGGACAACCGUUUAUAUACCAGAACCUCACACAGAUACAACCACGCCCAGUCCACAUGUGAAGAAGAACGACAACAUCCUGCCUACAUUUCGAACAUCAGUUUUCAUAGCGGAAGCCAUUUCCACAACAACCACACUUCGAGUACCAUCAUCCACGGAUAGAACUCAAAGGCCAAGGCCCGUAAUCAAAUACGAAGACUGUCAACCGAUGUCUUGUCCUGCCGGCCAGCUUGUCGCAGACCCCUGUGACCAGAGUUGCUAUUUCUCCUGCGCACAGGCCGACCUGUCCUACCAUGCCUGCUGUCCAGCACCAACUGUAUGGGACGAUCGAAUUAACAACUGUAACUGGCAUUGGGUCCGCUAGUCUAUGGGCGGGGCCUUUUCUAAAAGUGCCAGAUUGCAGAAGUUACAGUUAUAAAU